GUAGUGUAGACAUGUCCACCUACACUUGGUUGGUAUGUGUGUUAAUACUGCCUUCAAUUAGUGCCCUUUAUUUCCACAUGUGGGAAACAGAUGUUAAGUGUUUUGUUGAGGAGGUCCCUGAUGAAACUAUGAUUAGUGGUAAAUAUAAAGUAGAGGUAUACGACGAUAAAUCAGAACAGUUCGUCAGCAAAGAUGGUAUCGGCAUGCACGUGGACAUCAAGGACCCGGAAGCAAAAGUAAUUCUCUCGAAGUACUACACAAACGAAGGACAGUUUGUCUUCACCACGCACACCCCGGGGGAGCACCACAUUUGUCUCAGUCCCAACUCUACUCGGUGGUUUAGUGGCGGCAGUCGCCUGCGUGUGUAUCUGAGUAUCGAUGUAGGAGAACACGCAAACGAUUACAAACAAAUCCAAGCCAAGGAGAAGCUGAGUGAGCUUCAACUGAGAGUAAGACAGCUUCUGGAACAAGUUGACCAGAUAACUAAGGAGCAGAAUUAUCAAAGGAGUCGGGAGGAAAGAUUCAGAUUUACCUCUGAGAGCACCAACAACAGGGUACUGUGGUGGGCAGUUGCUCAGACCAGUAUUCUGCUUCUCGUCGGAGCGUGGCAGAUGCGGCAUCUCAAGGGCUUCUUCGAGGCUAAGAAACUCGUGUAAAUCUUGAACUCUGUAAAUUUCUAUGCGAUUUGUUUAAUUAUCUUUGAAUAGUCUUGGGUAGCAAGAUUGGGGAAGUUCAGUAAUUUAUAUUCGUUGCUUUCUUUCAUUCCAUCGACCCCCUUCAGUCAGUACAUAUUUAGCUGUAGAUAGAGGAUAUUGCCGCCUUAAAUUGCGAUUUGACAUAAACGAAUAUUACUAUGUUUAGUUUAUCUUUUAUAUAUUCAGUAAAAUUUGUUGGUAUACAAUGUAUCAUUUUUGGUAUAUAAUGUGUCAUUUUCUUCGUUAA
Molecule: messenger RNA, 942 nt
Organism: Bolinopsis microptera
Lineage: Eukaryota; Metazoa; Ctenophora; Tentaculata; Lobata; Bolinopsidae
Product: transmembrane emp24 domain-containing protein 4-like
Exons: 4
Coding region: 12-656 (214 amino acids)
Biological process (GO): Golgi organization; intracellular protein transport; endoplasmic reticulum to Golgi vesicle-mediated transport
Cellular component (GO): endoplasmic reticulum; Golgi apparatus; COPII-coated ER to Golgi transport vesicle
Source: RefSeq, a predicted model, not a curated record